Penicillium olsonii is the source of this 456-nucleotide messenger RNA. The record is from the annotation of a GenBank genome assembly. Lineage: Eukaryota; Fungi; Ascomycota; Eurotiomycetes; Eurotiales; Aspergillaceae.
AUGAAGUCUGUCAUCGCAUUCACCUCCGCCUUCCUGGCAACCUUGAACCUGGUCACCGCUGCUCCCGCUCCGGCCGCAGCCCAGGCUGUCUCCGUCUCUUACGACCCCAAGUUCGACAUUGGCACCACUUCCUUGAGCACCGUCACCUGCUCCGACGGUAGCAACGGCCUGCUCACAGCAGGAUAUACUGAUUUCGCGUCCCUCCCAAUCGCCCGCAUUGGCGGUGCCCCCACCGUUGCGAUCUGGAACAGCCCGAACUGCGGUGCCUGCUACAAGCUUCACUACUCGAAUGGCAAGGUCGACGAGUCCAUUACUGUCAUUGCGAUCGAUUCUGCCCCCGGUGGCUUCAACAUCGGGAAGGGGGCCAUGGACCUGUUGACCAACAACCAGGCUGAACAGCUCGGCCGCAUUGACGCUACCUACGAGUUGGUGGCCGACAGCGAGUGCGGCCUGUAA